AUGAAAAACCUCGAAAUCGACUUGUUGCCCCCACCAAAGGGGUGUAGUAGUGAGUAUGGCAACAAUUCAACCCCUUUAAAAAAAAAAAACAGAAAAAUUAUUUCGUAUUUAAAAAAUGAAUCCCGAAUUAAUACAUUCUUAUUAAGAAUUAAAGAAACGAAAGGAAUAAACAUUUUAAAUAAUUAUAAAUGUGGGAAUUUCCCUCUUAAUCUAGAUAAAAAACAAGGGGGUAAUCUUUACAACAGUGAGUCUAAUUUGACUUAUCCCCACACAAGUGAAAAAGGGAUAAAAGAGAAAAGAGAUGUUCCAAAUAUGCAUAGAGAACACACAAAUGAAUGUGACAGUACACCUAUGCUAUCACCACCGGGGAAAAAAAAAAGAACAGAAAAAUCUACUAUCUUGAACAAAAUAAUAACACGUAGUCAUAAAAAAGUAAAAGAAAUAGAUGUUACACAUACUUACACUCAUUCAACAGAAAAAAAAAAUAAUAUAGGGCUUUCAGUGAGGAAAAAAAUAAUUCCAGAUUCAUAUAACAUUUGUAAAAUAAGGGAAAAAAUAGAUUCCAACAUGAAAUAUAACAUAUUUGUUAAAGGACUCAAAAAUGUAGACAACUCAACAGAGAGAAUAAAACAUUUCUUUCAAAAAGAGGAGCAAAAUAUGUAUAGUAAUAAUGAAAAUCAUAAAAAAAUCUAUUAUGAAGAAAAUAGUGCAAAAAUUAACUGUGAUGAUUUAUUGCAAAUAUAUGAACAUAGAUAUCUUCGCACUAUUUUUAAAAAUAGUAAAGAAAUACAAUCAGUCAAAGUAUUAAAGAUGAUAAACAAUGCAGCAUAUAUACAAGGUCAAAUUCCAUGUGACUCAAAUGGGGAAGAAUAUCACAACAAGGAAAAGACCAAUAAUACAAGCAGGUCAGAAAGUGGAAAUAACAACUAUACUAGUAGGAAGGAUAUACAAAAGAGACAUGACAAACAAAAUGCAAGAAGUACUGUUCAAAGAAGGAAUUUAACAGAAGAAAUCACAUCCUCAGGGGAUGUUAUCCAUUUUUGCGAUACUUCCUAUGGUACAAAGGGGGUUAAUAAUUCUAAUAUAAAAGUAAACAUAUCUGAUGAUAACAUGUGUCAACUUGAGAAUGCUUACGUCAAAAGGGAGAAUACAUCUAUGUCUGCAGGAAAAAGCAUGAAUUCAUCUUCAACAAACACAAACGAAAAUUGCUGGAGCAACAAAUCUGAGGAUGAAAAUAUGCCAAAUGAUAAUCAACCAGGUUCUAUAGAGACUGAGCAUAUUUUCUCCUAUGCAAAUGAAUGUGGGAAUAAUAUGAACGAUUUAAAAAUUCGUAAGAACAAAUCAAAACAUAUGCCUCAAAGCUUCCUUCAUCAAAAUGAAAUAAACGAAAAAAUAAGUCAUAAUAAAAUUGAAACGUUAAUGGAAGCGAAAUAUUUAAAUGGAGAAUCUAAAUUGAAACGCAUACCCCAAAAAAAAUCCGAAGAAAAUGGAAACAUCUGGGAGGCAGAGGAAAACCCAACAUGCCGAUUAAUCAACACAGUGGAUGCAAAAGAGGAGGGGAAAAGGGACAAAAACGGGGAGAAAAAGAUAGAGAAAAAGAUGCAGAAAAAGAUGCAGAAAAGGAUGCAGAAAAGGAUGCAGAAGAAGAUGCAGAAGAAGAUGCAGAAAAGUCGAAAGAGUAUCACUAAAAAGGGCGAAGCCAUUAACAACAUGCUAAUUAAAAAAUUAAAAAAUGAAAUAUAUUCUAGUAUCUUCAAAGUGGAUGAAGAUAAUAUAUCAAAUGAAUAUGAAUAUGGAGAAUUUUACAAAGGAGAAAACUACACACUAGACAGAAGAAACCAGUAUAGUACAGCUAAACGUGAUAGGGAUCUCUUUACAAGUUCUUCUUCCUCUAAAACUGAUGCUUCACACAGUGAUAAAUGUAAUACAGCUUCCACUGCCAAGAAUUCAAAAAUGAAGGUUGUAAAUAAAAACACUCCUAAAAGUUACAGGAAAGUGGAACAUAAAGCUAAAAAAAAAAAAGUUUUGACGCAAAAUGAUAAGAAGAUACUAUUAAAUACUACAGAAAAAAGUAACAAAAAUGAAGACAAAAAUGAAGACAAAAAUGAAGGAAAACAUGAAGGCAAAAAUGAAGGCAAAAAUGAAGGAAAAAAUGAACGUAAAAAUGAAGACAAAUCGAAGAAUAAAAAUUUCACUAAAAUAAAAUUAAAAAAGGGACAUAUAAAUGGGACAGAAGAGCAAAUUUACCAUUCGAUAGAUGACGUAACUAAUGGAGAUGUUCCAAAUUAUGAAAAAUACAAAAUUAGAGAUUAUCCUAAAAAUGCAACAAAUAUGACAACACCCAAAGUGAUAAUUCAAAAAAUAGACAGAGAAAAUUCGAAAGAUUACAUUUCCAUCAAAAUUGAAAAUAAUCCCCAUGAAAUGAAUAAACGAACACUGGAAAAUGUGAAUAGGAGUGAAAAACCAAGUUAUGAAAAAAGAAAUGUAAGUAAUGAUAAAACAGGAUACCCAUAUGACAUGUCUUGGAAAUAUACAGAAAGAUGCGAGGUUAAUCAAAGUAGUAAUAACCGUUUUAGUGCCAACCAUUCUCCUAAUAAUACAAUAGAAAAAUCAGAACAAGUUCAAAAUGGGACCUCAUGUGGCUUUUCAAAAUUUGCACCAAAUUGUACACCAAAUUAUGAAACAAAUUAUACGCCAAAUUAUAAACCAAAUUAUACGCCAAAUUAUAAACCAAAUUAUACGCCAAAUUAUAAACCAAAUUGUACGCCAAACUACAAACCAAAUUGUGUACCCAAUACUGCCCCUAACACUCCACACAAUUCGGGGCCAAAAUGGGCCACUUGGCGUGCUCGUCUACUACCCCUUUUUAUCAUUAAAAAUAGUAUGAUCUAUGCAGAUAAAAAUAUUGACGAAUAUACCACUUUGACAAAUGAUAUAAACAAUAUUAUUUGCAAACUGUUCAGGACCCAAAAGAAACUCCUUAUUUUUCAUAUCUUUAUAUAUUCCAUAAAUCUCAUAAUUUUUUAUGUUCUACUACAUAUGGAUUUACUUAACAAACAAGAAAACGCUAUCAACACAAAAGGCAUAUUGUGUAUUCUUUAUAUCCUCAUUGCAGAAUUGUAUAUAUUAUUCUUAAAUAAUGCCCUUUAUUUUCUUUUUAAAAACAAUAUGAAAAAAGCCAUUUUUUCUUUAGACAAGGUAAAUUUAAUAUAUGUCAUGAGUAAAUUAUUUCCUCAUUAUUCUUCCUUUUUUAAGAGAACAUUUUCCAUGUCAGAUCAAAAGAGUUGUUCAUUUUUCAAAGAGUUAGCAAACUACCAAUGUGAUGGAAAAAAAAAAGAAACAUUCAUAGAUGCUGUAAAUUUCACUAAUACUUAUAAUGAUUACUCAAAUAAGAAAAAACCCAUUGUGCGUUUUGCAGACGAGGAAAUACUUGACGAACACAAAAAUGAUCUUUGCAAAACGGACAGUGUAGCAGUUAGAAGAAGUGAUCAUCUGCAUUCUUCAUUUUGCAUCGAAGAAGGUACCACAAUAAAAUGUGAAUCUAUAGCAUUAGAAAACUUAGCACUUAUGCAAAAUAAAAGGGGAAACUCCCCUCUUCCACUACAUUUUAAUGUGUUCUCAAAUGGCAGAAAUUUAAUCAGUCAAGAAGGGAGUGACAGAUAUUCAUUUGAACAAGCUAGGCAAAAUGAAAAAAUAAAAUACUUCAAUUCAAUGCAAACAUGUGAAAGUAAAACUACAACAAAUGAUAAAUUAAUCAAUCUUACAAUUUUCGUACUAAAUCAACAAAAAAAACAAAUUUCCAAUAAAUUUUUCUUUUUAAAAUUAAGAAAAUAUUAUAACGUGUUAAUAAUUUUGUUCGCUUCCUUUUUGAUAUACAUUACCAUCCUUUUGGAAAUUAAAGAUCCAUUCCAUUUUCAGGAAAAAACAAAUUUAUUUUUUUUUAUUUUCGUGUCUUUUGCCAUUCUCCUUCAAGCACUUAUUUCCAUAAUGCCAGAAAUUCAGAAAAUUUUUAUUCAGAAAAUGAAAAUAUUUUUAAACAAAAGGGUUAAAUUUUUGGAUUAUCAUUUAGCUACGUAUCUAGCUCUACACCAUUAG
Plasmodium gonderi is the source of this 4095-nucleotide messenger RNA. RefSeq lists its product as hypothetical. The record is from RefSeq and is a predicted model, not a curated record. NCBI's taxonomy places the organism in Eukaryota, Apicomplexa, Aconoidasida, Haemosporida, Plasmodiidae. The transcript has a single exon. Bases 1 to 4095 code for a protein of 1364 amino acids.